Messenger RNA from Nerophis lumbriciformis (worm pipefish), 1198 nucleotides. It is a transcript of the gene uqcc1, whose product is annotated as ubiquinol-cytochrome c reductase complex assembly factor 1. Gene Ontology annotation, biological process: mitochondrial respiratory chain complex III assembly. NCBI's taxonomy places the organism in Eukaryota, Metazoa, Chordata, Actinopteri, Syngnathiformes, Syngnathidae. The record is from RefSeq and is a predicted model, not a curated record. Gene Ontology annotation, cellular component: mitochondrion.
UGCCUAGCCGAGAGACACUCGCGGUCGGACCCAAUCCGUUGACAUUGCAGCGGAGAAGCUAGCAGUGGUUGUCUGGCGACCCGGCUAGUUGUCCUACGUGACGGUUCGGCUCGCAUAGGGCGGUUCGGGAGCUGUGGGCCAUGUGGGUCAUGUACCGGAGGCCGCUGCAGUCCGCCGUCAGAACCGUCCUAAAUGUGACCGCGACCAGAACCGCCUGCGGGAAGGGUUUCCAGAAUUUCCAGAUCUCCAUCAGCAGGCCUUCAGCAGUGCAGAUGACAUGUCGGACGCUGCACCUGAGCACACAGGUGUGCAGCGUGAAGGAGACGCCGCAGCACAUCGAGGAGGAAGUCGGAGCCUUUACUAAACUUAUUGAGGCCAUGGGCUUCACGGGACCCCUCAAGUACAACAAAUGGAAAAUCAAGAUUGCCGCACUGCGAAUGUACACGUGCUGCGUGGAAAGGAUCAACUACGACGACUUCUUUCAGCGGUGCACGCUGCCUGACACGCUCAACUCGUGGUUUCUGAUCGCGCAGCUGCACGUGUGGAUGUGUCUGGUGCGAAUGCGUCAGGAAGGCCGAGCAGGGAAGUACAUGUGCCGCUACAUUGUGCAUUCCAUGUGGGAGGAUGUGGAACAGCGCAGUAAGAUCAUGGGGAUUGACGCCAUCCAUCGAAAGGAAGCACUUAAAGCCAUGACGGAAACAUUCUACGCUGCCUUGUUUGGAUACGAUGAGGGCAUCUUGUCCGAUGACAGCGUGCUGGCUGCCGCUCUGUGGAGGAACUUAUUCGGCUGUCAGUGUGAAGACCCCACCCAGCUGGAGCUCAUGGUGGAAUACGUGCGCAAACAGAUGCAGUACAUCGACUCUCUGGACGGAGAAGACCUAUUGCUGACUGGGGAAGUCAAGUGGCGCCCACUUGUGGAAGAGAAUGCUCAGAGCAUUCUGAAAGUCCCCACGCCCACAUACAAUGACGCUGGACUUUAACUUCUUGUCUAGCUUUUUGUGCCCGGAGGACAAGUGGAGGUGGACGUGAUGACGUGGCUGUCCUGUCGGGUCUGAGAGCCUCCAUCACUUCCUGUCUGCAAAUUGGCUCAUUCAAGAGAAAAAAUACAUGUUUUCAGAGGUAGAGAAUUAUGUGCACUUAAGUGUUAACACCACCAUCAAGUUGACUUUUUCAUAAUAUAAUUAAAAUGUCAAAAUAU